This is a messenger RNA of Athalia rosae (coleseed sawfly), 1133 nucleotides long. RefSeq lists its product as uncharacterized. Gene Ontology annotation, cellular component: cytoplasm. The record is from RefSeq and is a predicted model, not a curated record. Gene Ontology annotation, molecular function: glutathione disulfide oxidoreductase activity. The transcript has 5 exons. Lineage: Eukaryota; Metazoa; Arthropoda; Insecta; Hymenoptera; Athaliidae. Gene Ontology annotation, biological process: cellular response to oxidative stress. Bases 266 to 1132 code for a protein of 288 amino acids.
UUGAUUUCUAGAAUACGAGUAUUUAGAAAAGAGUUAAUAGAAGAGAAUUAUUCUUUUUUCGACAUGUGCGUCUCAGUUUGCGGCAUCUUAGGCGUAAUCUUAUCUUCUGAAAUUUCAUCAAGCUGAAGUCGUUUGUUAAUUUUGACGAUAAAUGGUUCGAGAGGUUGCUUUCGGGCCCUCGUUUGACAGCGCAUAAAAAGUCGCUAUUUACAGAAUUUAUAAAAUUUUUACUAUUUCAAUGACUGUAUAUUAAUAACGUGCCAAGAUGCACGCGAGAAACGAAUACGAUUAUUGGUACCCUGCAAGUUGCGAAGUUUACAGCGAAGAAACCGACGAAGAUGAUAACGAAUAUAUAGCUUUGAAUUACAACGAUUUCAUUGAAUAUCAAAAUCACUAUGAUUCGCAAUGGCCACCAGGGGAUGAAUCUCCAGACGAAGACUAUGAAUUUGAUAGGCAGAAUUUGACAAGACAGGACGACUCUGGUCAUCAGCAAUGUUCCAGUUCCGGUUCCACGAGUAAUUCGGGAGGUCUGGGUAAGCACUCAUGCUUGAAACAAAAAGAUGGAUAUUAUUAUCUGGACCCCAGUGUAUACGAUACGAGAGUUAUGAGGAAUUUAACAGCUACAGAUGACCGAUACCCUCGUCAAAGUUACUCGCCCGAAUUCGUCCAAGCUGCUCUAGAAAAAACAAAAUCAUUUACUUCAUGGAGUGAUGACGUCGAGGUUGAAGAUUUUCAGGACUAUGAUGACCAAGAAAAUCUGGGUGAAAAUUAUUACCAUUACUCGAAACCAAGGGGGUCGCAAAGAAUAAUCUUUGAACCUCCGGGCAACUCAGGGCUGAAGAGAAUGGUGGAGAAUUUGAUCUACAAUACACGGGUGGUUAUCUUUUCGAAAACUUAUUGCCCUUACUGUGUCACGGCUAAAGAAAUAUUCGAAGAACUGGAUGAACCCUACGCCCUCUUAGAGUUGGAUGAACGAGAUGACAGAGAAGAGAUACAAGAAAUUGUUGGUGAACUUACUGGAGGAACUUCAGUGCCCAGAGUUUUUGUUAAUGGAUAUUAUAUCGGCGGUGGGAAUGACGUUAAAGCUUUAUACGAAAGUGGUGAACUUGAGGAAAUGCUGAACGUCGGAUAAA